ACCCAUUUUUGCAUCAAAUGCACCACACAUAAGAGUCGGAGUAAGUGAGAAGGGAGGGCGAGGGAGUGUGACCAUGAGGGAUCCGAGCAACUCAGAAGCUGCUUCGGAAAGCAGCAGCACCUCUCCAUCCUCCUCCUCCUCGCCGUCCCCGCCGUCCCCAUCGUCCGCUUCCUCCGGGAACCUGAAAAUUCAGAAGGCGGCGCUCCUCCACCAGAAGCCCCAACUGGCGGAGGAGGACGAGAGCAAGAGGAAGAAGGCGAAGGACAGCAAGCACCCCGUGUACAGGGGGGUGAGGAUGAGGAACUGGGGGAAAUGGGUGUCGGAGAUCCGCGAGCCGCGGAAGAAGUCGAGAAUCUGGCUGGGGACGUUCCCGACGCCGGAGAUGGCGGCGAGGGCGCACGACGUCGCGGCCUUGAGCAUCAAGGGCGCCGCGGCGAUACUCAAUUUCCCCGAGCUGACGUCCUCUCUGCCCAAGCCAGCGACAUUAUCCCCUCGAGACAUACAGGCGGCCGCUGCAGCGGCGGCUGCCAUGGAACCGGCAGCCUCGGCCGCCGCUGCCGCGGCAGCGGAUGCCGAUGACUUCCAUGUCAUCAGCGGAGAGGAGGACCUCAUUGAGCUUCCUUCGCUCAGUGGGAGUUGCUCCCCUGCAUUGCAGGUUUCCUAUCAGUCCGUAAUUGAGGACGAUUUCUUCCUCGAUUUGCCGGCUGACUUCUCCAUGGCUGAAUCCAUGUCUUCCUGGUACUGGAACCCGAGCGACUUUGGGUCCGUUGAUCAAAUGGUGGCAAAGGAAACUGGUCUCGGUGUUGUGGGCAACGGUAAUUUCGAGGCUUUGUUAUGGGAUUACUAGCAACAUAAACCUCCAACCUUGUCCAAUCUCUCUCUCUCUCUUUCUCUGUUGAUUUUCCUUCUUCUUUAUUCCAAGUUUUGUGUUUGUGGGUACUCCAUUUUCAUUGAGGCCCAUCUGUUUAUGUUUCUGCUUGUUUGAGUGAAACUGUACAGAUUUGAAUGGAGAAAAAAAAAAGGAAAAAAAAGUCCUUGUUUGUGCAAAAUCUUUGCUCUUUUCGUUUACUGCUUUGAGAGAGAGAUGAUGUUUGUGAACAGAAAUUCUCAAUAAUCGAGAGAGAGAGAGAGAUGGUACUUGACAGAAUACAUUCUCCAUUAUUGGAGCUUUGAUC
This is a messenger RNA of Nymphaea colorata (pocket water lily), 1175 nucleotides long. Its product is annotated as ethylene-responsive transcription factor TINY-like. Gene Ontology annotation, biological process: regulation of DNA-templated transcription. The coding region runs from base 74 to 847 and encodes 257 amino acids. The transcript has a single exon. The record is from RefSeq and is a predicted model, not a curated record. Gene Ontology annotation, molecular function: DNA binding; DNA-binding transcription factor activity. Lineage: Eukaryota; Viridiplantae; Streptophyta; Magnoliopsida; Nymphaeales; Nymphaeaceae.